Molecule: messenger RNA, 232 nt
Organism: Ilex paraguariensis (yerba mate)
Lineage: Eukaryota; Viridiplantae; Streptophyta; Magnoliopsida; Aquifoliales; Aquifoliaceae
Source: the annotation of a GenBank genome assembly
GCCUACCUCAAUCGAGAAAGAGGUCUUCCCAAAAAUUGCAGCAGCAAAAAAACUGUAUGGGAUGGUCCUACCUGGUUUUUGGAUGGACAUUGGGCAGCCAAGAGAUUACAUCUCUGGCUUGAGACUAUACCUAGACUCCUUGAGAAAGAAAUUUUCUUCCAAAUUAGCUUCUGGACCUCAUAUUGUAAAUGUUCUGGUGGAUGAGAGUGCUAAAAUUGUGACGGAUGCUUGA